AUGCAUGACUCUUUGGCAACUUUUUGGAAAGAAGUAAGAACAAUAUUUCGAAUUGAAAAUCUAAUAUUUCUCUAUUGAAACCAUAUGAAACCAAAUUAAAACAGUUACUUAACAAAAGAUCUUUUUAUUCUGAUUAGUUAUUCUACUUUUCAUAAAAAUCUUCGGCUCGAGACGGAAAAGAAAAACAUCAUGCCCCCGAAAGGCAAAGUUCCUACCAAGGGAGCUAAGCAGAUACUGACAGAGAAUGCAUCAACAGUUAGUUUCUACCGCAACAUGGCUCUUGGGGCUGGGUUGGCGUACAACAUUGUUACUCUCACAUUUUACUAUGAGAGUUUAUCUGCCGGAGUCUUAUUUAUGAAUGCCUUUGUAAUAGGCAUCUACAUUUUAUGCUACCAAACCUUGAUGUACAUCAUUCGGCCAACUUAUGAUGAAAACAGCCAACUUUUGAACCCUGGUGUAGACUUGAACAUGGAAGGUGGGAUGGGCGAGCACGUGAAAGAUGUUGUAAUACUGGCCUCAAUCACACACCUGCUUGCAAUCUUCUCCAACUACUUUUGGCUACUGUUACUCUUCCUGCCACUGAGGGCGUUCUGGCUACUUUGGACCAACAUCCUUGGGCCGUGGUUCUUCCAAGAAGCACCAGCCGAGACAGAACUAGACGAGAAGAAGAAGAGGAAAAUGGAAAGGAAAAUGAAUAGACACUAUCAGUAGAGCAAUACUUUAUCCUUUAAUAAAAUUUAUCCUUUAUAGAGGGCCGGUUUUAAGUGGAGCUUGAAGGAGAUGUAUACAGACAAUCAAUCUAAUAAAAAUUCUAGGUCCUUUCAUGUUCUUAGUAUACAUAAACAAUUUACCAUACGUAGUCCAAAAUACUUGCGAUAUAGUACUAUUUGAUGACGAUA
Maniola jurtina (meadow brown) is the source of this 899-nucleotide messenger RNA. Its product is annotated as transmembrane protein 208. The record is from RefSeq and is a predicted model, not a curated record. The transcript is spliced from 5 exons. Lineage: Eukaryota; Metazoa; Arthropoda; Insecta; Lepidoptera; Nymphalidae. Gene Ontology annotation, cellular component: intracellular membrane-bounded organelle. Bases 190 to 711 code for a protein of 173 amino acids. Gene Ontology annotation, biological process: vacuolar protein processing.